Molecule: messenger RNA, 730 nt
Organism: Hibiscus syriacus
Lineage: Eukaryota; Viridiplantae; Streptophyta; Magnoliopsida; Malvales; Malvaceae
Exons: 10
Coding region: 223-579 (118 amino acids)
Source: RefSeq, a predicted model, not a curated record
UCUAGUGCCCUUCUCUCCUAAAAAGGACACUAGAAAUGGUGACAGGGACUUACCACAGCCCAAAUUUCAUUUGCACGCAACUACAGUGGUCCAUUGUUGUAUCGCUGGAGGAGAGAAACAAAUUACCCUUCAUCAGAGGAUGCAUCAGAGGGAGCAAUUGUUCGACGGGGACUCUUUAAGGUGACUUCAGCUGAACUCAGUCCCAAGGGACUCACGGACUUCAUGUUUAACCCGAUUACCGGAGGUACAACGAGUCCAACAUCUCAAAACCCUACAGUUAGUGCAGUUCUCCCAUCUCUACAAAGCAUUUUGCAACAGAACACAAUGCAAAGGGAAGAAAUCAUUAGACUAAUCAAACUUUUGGAGCAAAGUUCUGGUAAGCUUGGGGGUUUGACGGAGUCGGGCAUCAAUGUCCUUUUGCAGAUAGCACCUUCCUCUUCAAGGGAGAGAGAACUACAAUUCCAGGUGCUUCAGUUGCAACAGAGUAUGGGGAACCUCAGUGAGGAAUUGCAGAGACACAAAAUGAAGAACAUGCAGUUAAAGAAACAAUUAAAUGCAUUGGCCAACGACACAGAGUGAAGUGUACACCGUGUGCCCGGCGCCUCUGAAGCUGGACUCCUGCAAAUUUUGAGACGCUAUUGCUUGAAUCUCAGUCUCUGGUAACUUUGCUGUAUUUAUUGACCUCCAUAUUAUAUGUACAUUUACUAGAAUGUUAAAGCUGUAUUUUCAG